Messenger RNA from Rhodotorula graminis WP1, 1506 nucleotides. RefSeq lists its product as uncharacterized. NCBI's taxonomy places the organism in Eukaryota, Fungi, Basidiomycota, Microbotryomycetes, Sporidiobolales, Sporidiobolaceae. Gene Ontology annotation, molecular function: 1-alkyl-2-acetylglycerophosphocholine esterase activity. The transcript is spliced from 5 exons. The record is from RefSeq and is a predicted model, not a curated record. Bases 1 to 1506 code for a protein of 501 amino acids.
AUGGUCCUGUUCCGCCAGGCCCUGCCGCGCUACUCGGGCCAGUACUCGGUGUCGACCCUCGACCUCGAACUCGCCGUCCCUCCUCCUCCUGCUGUCGGCCGCUCCUUCUCGCCCGCCACCCUCAAGGCCUCGGGCAAACCCGCACUCGAGCUCGACACGGUCCUCGCCACCGUCUUCUACCCGGCCAACCCGCACCCGACCUCGUCGUCGGCCCGCCAGCCCUGGCUCCAGCGUCCAGUCGGCCAGACUGGCGAGGGUUACGCCCGCUUCCUCAACUUCUCAAAACCCUGGGUCCUCAAGGCCCUCUUCUGGCUCGUCGGCGCACGCAUUCGCCUCCCCGUCGCCCAAAACUCGCCCCUCGCCGACCACCUCGCCUCCUCGUCGUCCUCGGCUUCGGCCGACACGCUCGUCGACAGCCCCGACUCGGCCUCUCACUGGUGCGGCGAGAUCGCCUCGCGGGGCUACAUCGUCGCCGCCAUCGAGCACCGCGACGGCUCGGGCCCCGUCUCGGUCGUGCGCCUUGACGGCGGCGACGAGCGCGUUGUCGACUACCUGCGCCCGGAGGAGCACCUCAGCUGGCCCACGGGCACCCACCCGCAAACCUCGCUCGAGUUCCGCUCGUCGGCCCAGCUCCCGUUCCGCCUCGCCGAGGUCUCGGCCCUCGCGCACCACCUGCGGCGCCUCAACGCGGGCGAGGGCGCCGCCGUCGCGCGCGAGAACCGGCGCGUCGCCGACCGUGAGAAGGACGAGCUCGGGAAGAGGCUCGAGCGGUGGAAGGGCAGGGUCGGGCUCGACGGCGAGAUGGUCAUGGCCGGGCACAGCUUUGGCGGCGCGACAACUAUUCAAGUCCUGCGCGCGGGCAACUCGGCCUUCCCGUUCGUGCGCGGCAUCGCCCUCGACCCGUGGGCCGACCCGAUCCCGCCCGCACCCUCGCCCUCACACCGCCGCCGCUCGUCGUCGACCUCGCUCGCGCAGCUCGUCGAGGCGGCCGAGUCGCCGUCGACCGCCGAGGCCGACCCGGACCCGGCUGCGACCGCGUCCUCACGCGACGGCGCCAAGGGCGGCAAGGUCCCGCUCGACAUCAAGGUGCCGCUCCUCGUCAUCAACAGCGAGAGCUUCACGCUGUGGAAGGCGCACUACAAGCUCGUGCGCGACAUUGUCACCUCGGUCGGCGGCGGCGCAGAGCGGUACCUCCUCACGCUUGUCGGCUCGAUCCACACCUCGUUCUCCGACCUCCCGCUCCUCCUGUCCUCCCUCCCUCUCGUUCCCUCGUCCCUCGCACGCCGCACCGGCGCUCGCGUCGACCCGCUCGUCGGCCUCGGCGCCGUCGUCGACGCGUGCAGCGAGUUUCUCGGCGGCGAGGGCCGCACCGGCGCCGUGCUCGGGCGCGAGGUGGACCAGGGUGACGGCGAGGAGAAGGGCGAGGACGGCAAGACGAGGCUCGUCGGCGAGCCGGGGAGCUGGAGGGUGCACGUCGCGAGCGAGGGCAAGAAGAAGACGUUGUAG